CGACGUGAAUCUCGGCUCGGGGUUGUGCGUGGUGGAGUUUUAGUGAUUUUUUGUGUGAAAUUUCUUAGUGAAAACUCGUGCAGAUCGGUAUAAACUACAUAAUUUGUCUUGCCAUACAGAAAACGGGAGCGGAGUGUAGUGUUUUUGUGCUAUAGUUUAUGUGGGCAGCUUCAUAUCAAACGUAUUCUUCAGUGGCUGACCCGAAUCAAGUGGUUGUCGCACAGCAAAAGCGACGUUUUCCUGGUGUAGGAUCUGAUGAGGAGAGUGCUAGUGGUAACAAAUACAACAGAAUGGAAGAGGACAACGUUCAAGACAAGGAACGCUUUGCUAGUAGAGAAAACCAUUGCGAAAUCGAGCGGCGGAGGCGAAACAAAAUGACCGCCUACAUCACGGAACUGUCGGACAUGGUCCCAACCUGCAGUGCCCUAGCCCGGAAGCCGGACAAGCUGACGAUUUUGCGGAUGGCGGUGGCGCACAUGAAGGCGUUAAGAGGAACCGGUAAUACGAAUACCGAUGGAUCCUAUAAGCCUUCGUUUCUUACCGAUCAGGAGCUUAAGCACCUGAUUUUGGAAGCCGCGGAUGGAUUUCUAUUUGUGGCUGGCUGUGAUACGGGCCGUAUUAUUUACGUGUCCGACUCGGUAACACCGGUGCUGAACUACACCCAAAACGAGUGGUACAGUGGGAGCUUCUUCGACCACAUCCACCCGGACGACAUCGAGAAGGUGCGGGAGCAACUUUCGACGCAGGAACCGGCCAACAGCGGUCGGAUAUUGGAUCUCAAAACGGGCACCGUGAAAAAGGAAGGACAUCAGUCCUCGAUGAGAUUAUGCAUGGGAUCGAGGAGAGGUUUCAUUUGUCGGAUGCGAAUCGGCCCCGUCUCACCGGAAGCUAUGGCGUUAGGUCAUCUCAAUAGGUUACGAAGGAAAAACUCGCUCGGACCGUCGCCCGACGGUCAUAACUACGCGGUAAUGCACUGCACGGGUUACAUCAAGAAUUGGCCACCGACUGGUGUAACGAUCGACCGAUCCCAGGACGACGAUCUGCACAACACACACUGCUGUCUGGUGGCGAUUGCGCGGUUACAGAUUACCUCAUCGACCACGGCCAACGAUCUGAACGCGAAUAAUCCCAAUGAAUUUAUCACGCGGCAUGCCAUGUGCGGGAAGUUCACGUUUGUGGAUCAACGGGUGAUCGGUGUGCUGGGCUAUCAGCCAGUGGAUCUGCUGAACAAAAGUUGUUACGAUUUCUUCCAUCCGGAUGAUAUUGCACAUAUGAAGGAAAACUUCGAGCAAGUUUUGAAGCAGAAAGGUCAGAUGUUCUCGGUAAUGUACAGGUUUCGGGCGAAAAACAAGGAAUGGGUGUGGAUGAGAACUCAAGCUUAUGCCUUCUUGAAUCCGUACACGGACGAUAUAGAGUACGUUGUGUGCACGAACAGUUCGGCGAAAUCGCUUCACGCCAGCCAUGAUACGGUGGGACCUACCGAUCCGGCUGAUACGCCUGUUGCCUACCAGGCACCCGGUCUAGACUAUUCGAUGCCAAGCAGACGCGAGACAACCCCUUCUAGUAGUAUAUACAAUCCUCACAACUUGAUUUCACACUUGCCAUCGCAACAGCAACAACCGCCAUCAGCGUCAGCCGCGGCCGCCGUGGUAGCCAAUGCUUCCAUUCAACGGCCCGACAGUGCGCACAAUCCGGUGCAAUAUAGCUAUAAUCCAACGCCGUCUCCUAUUCAGUAUGGUUCGCCUGGUACACCAGGAGCUUCCGGUUCGCUGGGGCACAUCUCCAGAACGAACAACACCUCGCCAACGCCUGCUGCGACAGCCUGGUCUUUACGACAGCCUCAACCCGUUACCGAAGGUUACCAGUACAGUGAGCUCAGCCCGAACCGGUCCCCGACUGGACCCACGUACACCCAACUCAGUGCGACCGGAUCUCGACAGACGUCGACGUACACACCGUCCUCCGCACAGCCAGGUUCAGCCAUUUGGAGUGGCUGGCAGGCUCACCACCCGUCCGCCCCAGAGCCAAUGCAGACGGGUAGCAGUAGUGCCGGUGCAGGGGCCGGCGGAGGUGGCAGCAGUAGUAACAGUUCAGCCGGUACGGCACCAUCACAUAUCGGACAGCAGCAGCAGGAGAUGCCUCCGGAACACGCUCAACACAUGCAACAGCAGCACCACGCGGCGCUGCAGCAUGGGCACAGUCAUAGUCAACAGCAUCACGGGCACCAUACAGGGCAUCAUCCCGCGCAACAUCCGCACCAUCAUCAUCCACACCAUGCGGCAGCCGUGGCUGGACAUCCACACCAGGUACACCAUCCAGGUCACCACCCUGGGCAACAUCCUGGCCAAGGGCACGAGCUAUCCGACAUGCUUCAGAUGUUGGAUCAAAGCGGAGCGACUUCAUUUGAAGAUCUGAACAUUCACAUGUUCAAUACACCGUUUGAAUGAAACUUGUUGUACUACGGUUAUAACAACUAUAACCAAACGCCGGCGGCGGCGACAUCCUAUCACGGUGGCGGGAGUGGAUCGGGUUUGAGUGGCGGAACAAGUGGAAGCGGCAGUAACAGUAGCAGCUUUAGCACACUGGCAGGCUUCGGAAGUAAUGGUCUAGGCGGCGGAAUUACCAAUGGAGGUGGCGUCGCUGCUGGCGCUUCUGUCGGAGGGUUAGGUAGCUUUGGGGGCUACGGUAAUGAACAAAUGUAAAUAGGUGUCAUCAAAAAGUAGAUUAGAGUGCUCGGUCUACGACUAAGUAGCAGGUGAUCUGAGGCUUGUCUAGCUGUGCAUAAGCAGAAAUUUUAUAUCAAAGUACACGCUCAAUAGUUGUCACCCCUAUCGAAACUUUGUCACAAAUUUGUUGUUUAGUAUUUUUCAUAACUCUGGAAAAUGACGAACGAUGCGCAACGUGUACUAUCUUGAGAGGUAUUUUUCAAUUAUUUUCGACUUUUAAGUACAUGAUAUAGAAAUUAAAGCAAAAUCAAAAUCAACGAAAAUGUUUAAGGUUUAAUAGACAAAAAAAUAUGCCACUUUUUGCAUGAGUAUGAGACGGAUGGGCGAAGCUAUGAUUAGAUUUGUUGUAUCCUAAGUUAGGCCUUUCUAAGAUGCAUGAAAUUACGCGUUUAUAUGUAUUAGCUAAAACGAGAAAGCAGUUGCAAAUAUUGUGUUCAGUUCCAAGCAAAGCUUAACCCAACAGAUAACAAACAGAAUUGUCCUAAUGAACGCUUUCGAUUCGAUUACUGUUUAACUUGGAGGAAAAUAUUUUAUCAACCAUCAAUACGAUUAUGUUGUAACGAAACGAGGAUAAGGAAAAACAUCUGUUUAACCGCAGCGGUGUACUCAGUUUUAUAGGCAAAAAAAUUAAAUCCCUUUUCCUUGUAGCACGCAACACCAAUUAUUUCAUUAUAGAUAUUGUUUUUCCUAUUAGAGUAUUAGAACGUGGGGAGAUCAGUCAGUUUUUUUGCUAAGAAAACUCACUCCGUAAGCAAUUUUGUGUGCGUGGAAAGCUUAAAUAAACCGUGUGAACAAAUGCUGUAAAAACGAACAAAAACUCCAUUUUUUUCAUAACUAUAUCAUCAUAAAAAUGUGUACGCAACAAAUAGACAAAGAGGAGAACGUUUUUGGUAAUUGAGUAAAAGCAACAUUCGUUAUCUAAAUACUAAGAAAUUAUUAAAAUAUAAGCAGAAAAAUCGCUAGGUCUAAAACGCUACUGUAUAAGCUACAUUUAAUUUAAUAUAAAAAGAGAAAAUUGAACUAUAAAUGCUAUGUGAAGGAGAGUGCGCAUGCGAAACUUAUGACUAUUUGAUUUAAAGCAAAGUAUUUUCUGUAGAAUAAAAAAAGCAUUGAUUUAAUUUAGCAUAAAAAAACGGUAUAGAUCUAGAUGCUGAAUGUUUCCUAAAUAUUUUGUUCUUUUUUCCUUGCAUAUGGGACAUAGUAUCCAAUCUGACUUCCUCCAUCUUGUGAACGCAACGCAACAACAACGCCAUCUGUUUUUUACUUUUAAACGAUUGUUUUAGUCCAUAGUUCAUCAUAAUUUUCCAACUCGGAUAUGUUGUCUAAUCAUGACAAGUCAGCAACAAGCAGCAAUUAUCACUAUUUACCUAUUAAAGCAUUUAGUUUAACCGCCAAUAAGCGAAAGGAUAAUUUAUUUGUAAAGUAGAUAAAUUGAAUACCUACCUUAAUUUUGUAAGUCAUGAGCCAUAUGUUUGGCUCGUACCGAGUUGGUUUCUUCCCAAAACGAACAUAAUUUUCCCGAAAAGCAAUUGAAGUCUUCAGUAACCAAUCAGUUUCCUGAGAGAAAACGAUGCUAGCAGAUAUGUAAAGGGCAGGGCAGGCUCCAUCUGGCUGCGGAUCCUCAAAAUUGUUUCGGUUCGCUGAAACGAGAUCAGAUUAACUGCACGCUAAAAAAACCGAUAGUCUAAAUUUAAACAAAAUUUAAAGUCUGCCGUGCCGAGGUCUGAGAAGCAAUCCUGCAGGAAUGUCUAAUGCGUCAGAAUGGGCAAAGCAUAAAAUGAAACAAAAAAAAAAACGAAGCAAAAAUCAUUUACCUAUCCAUUUGUAAAAAAGAAGAU
Messenger RNA from Sabethes cyaneus, 4564 nucleotides. RefSeq names its product aryl hydrocarbon receptor nuclear translocator homolog (gene tgo). Gene Ontology annotation, molecular function: protein dimerization activity; DNA-binding transcription factor activity, RNA polymerase II-specific; RNA polymerase II cis-regulatory region sequence-specific DNA binding. The record is from RefSeq and is a predicted model, not a curated record. The transcript has 13 exons. Gene Ontology annotation, biological process: regulation of transcription by RNA polymerase II. Gene Ontology annotation, cellular component: cytoplasm; aryl hydrocarbon receptor complex; nucleus. The coding region runs from base 159 to 2447 and encodes 762 amino acids. NCBI's taxonomy places the organism in Eukaryota, Metazoa, Arthropoda, Insecta, Diptera, Culicidae.